This is a messenger RNA of Penicillium diatomitis, 1038 nucleotides long. RefSeq lists its product as uncharacterized. Lineage: Eukaryota; Fungi; Ascomycota; Eurotiomycetes; Eurotiales; Aspergillaceae. The record is from RefSeq and is a predicted model, not a curated record. Bases 1 to 1038 code for a protein of 345 amino acids. The transcript has a single exon.
AUGCCGACGGUCUUACUGCCCUCGUCCGCCGCGGCCUUUGCGCCACGAGCGUCGCCGAAUGUGGUUCUCACCCGCAAGGUCGCGCCGUGGUUGACGGCGACAUUAAAGCGAGUGAACCGGGUCAAGCGCCCACUGAACAACGUCACCCAGCACACCCGGUGCCUAACGGAGACUCUGUCGUCGACAAAUGCGAUCUGGACGCUGUGCUCGAUGAUGUUCACGAAAGCGCCCGAAUCGGAGCUACGGAAGGAUGAGAAUCCUCUGGUCGAGGGUUUGUUCAAUUACCAAAUGAUUCAUAUCGAGGCUUACGUGGUGCAUGUUGAUAUGGUCUCGCGGAACGAGGUGGCUUUCAAACUGACUCCAGAAACGAUCGAGUCGCUGGUCGACUUCCACAAGGAUAUUUACUCCAAGGAUGCUGCCGCAAACACGUGGGACUGGUCUGGUAAGCAGGUGCAGUUGAAGAAGUUGCAAGAGGAAUUUGUUCAGGCCGCCAACAAGUUCGUGUACCGAACCGAUGCCGAAGCUCUAGAGGGACUGGAGGACGAUGGCGCCGGGGAGCUCCUGUUUGGUCGAAGCGAGGAUGCUAAAGCCGCAAUCUCGGCGCUCUUCGUGCCUCUCUUGCCCCCGCCACCUCGUGUGGUCGACGUUGUACGCCCGGUGCCUCUGCUGCCUAGCUCAACCGGCCCAGAAACCUGGUGGAGUACUCCGAUGCCUCCUGCAGCUCCGUUGGAGUGGAAACUCGUGCCGUCUAGCCCCUCGCCAGCGUGCACCGAGGAGUCCAACCCAAACCUGUGGGCCAGCAUUGCCUUUACCGAAGCUCAGCUGCCAUCGCCGACACCCUCGUACAGCAUGCCUCUCACCACCGCGCCGUACUCCACGUAUGAUAUGAGUAUGGCACCGACCUCGGCCGGCGUUGCGUCACUUCCACUACCGAGUAUGCUCGUGCAGCCUUGCAGUACAGCUGCCAGUAUGGCAGGCUUCGGCGGGUUUGGCGGCUGGGGGGAAUUCGCUCCCUUGCCAUAUGGGAUGAUCAUGUAG